Molecule: messenger RNA, 1361 nt
Organism: Hemicordylus capensis (graceful crag lizard)
Lineage: Eukaryota; Metazoa; Chordata; Lepidosauria; Squamata; Cordylidae
Gene: PRSS54
Product: serine protease 54
Exons: 7
Coding region: 1-1239 (412 amino acids)
Biological process (GO): proteolysis
Molecular function (GO): serine-type endopeptidase activity
Source: RefSeq, a predicted model, not a curated record
AUGGCGCCGCCGACUCAGAGAGAAAGGGGCGGGGCUGGUGACGUCGAACCUCCCCGCCCCAUCCGGGUCUCCGCCAAAGGUCGAGCCCGAGCGGUCGCUUUCGGCGCCGGGCUGAGCAGGCAGGGGCACCACCUGGGAGGCCGGCUGCUGCUUCUCCUGUGCUGGUCCAUUCUGCCCUCUUGUGCGGACGGUGUAGGCUGCGGCAAGCAGGACAGCAGAGCUCCCACAAGCAUCGCGCAGGAGUUUGCAGUCCUGGGUGAAUUUCCUUGGGUGGUGUCACUGCAGGAUCGCCAAGGCCGCCACGUGGCCUUUGGGUCCAUCCUCAGCAAGCACUGGAUACUGAGUGUGGCCUCCAGUUUCCAGAACAGGAGCCAGAUCUCGGCCUUGGUUGGGGUCACCAGUCCACAGCAGAGGCACAAGCCGCUUCUCAUCAGCACCACCAUCCAGCACCAGGCUUUUGAUGAACUCACCCUUGUCCACGACCUGGCCCUCCUGAAGACAGCUGCCCCGCUCUCAUUCAGCCAGGCGGUGCAGCCCAUCUGCUUCCCCUUCCCAAACCUCCCUGCUGCCGCUCUGGAAAACUGCUUGCUUGUGGGCUGGCUGAACCCACAUGCAGGAAGCGACUCUCUACGGAAGCUUUCGGUGGUGGACGUGGACCCCUGUCCCCUGCACAGAAUCGUGACCACCGAGUGUGCCAGCCACAGGGAUGGUGACAAUGUGCCUGGAUGCCUGGGUGACCCAGGCAACCCAGUCGCGUGCCAGGCACCGGGCACAGGCCAGUGGGUGCUGAAGGGAGUCCUGAGCAAGGGCGGUGCAAGAUGCUACGGGCCGUUCCUCUACACCCGGGUCUCCUCCUACAGUGAGUGGAUCGUGGCCACCACAGCCAAGCAGGGAACCCCCGUCCCGCCCACCUUCGUGGAGAAACACUUUGCCUCCUGGAUCCCAGCAGGGGAGAACAGAGGGGUCGCGGAGCCCUUGCGUCGGGCCCGAGUGCUCAACUCCUCAGACUCUGGGGAAGAGCCUCCUGGCCAGCUGCAAGCAGAAGAGGCGCUGGAAGGCAGCAGCUCAGGCCAGCCGGUGGAGCCCCAGGGCAAGGCGCUGCUGCCCGUCUACUAUGAUUACUACAGCGGGGAGGUGAUGCCCAUCUCCACGGCCAAGCGGGGCCAGCCUCAGGGACCCCGAGGAGUGCUCUGCGCCAGUUCCUUGCUCCAUCUCCUGACUUUCUGGGCCAUCAGUUAGGUUGUGAGCACCACCAACAUGGCUGAGAUGUGCAGUGAUGGACUCCUCAGGCUGCUCAUGUGUCGCGGUCUCCUGGAAGAGCCUCUUGGGCUAUUAAAGUCUAAGCCCUCCUGGGGCCCCUC